This is a messenger RNA of Centruroides sculpturatus (bark scorpion), 839 nucleotides long. RefSeq lists its product as uncharacterized. The record is from RefSeq and is a predicted model, not a curated record. The coding region runs from base 18 to 614 and encodes 198 amino acids. The transcript is spliced from 2 exons. NCBI's taxonomy places the organism in Eukaryota, Metazoa, Arthropoda, Arachnida, Scorpiones, Buthidae.
UCUUCACAAGUCCAGCGAUGGCAGAAAGCACAUCCAACGCAGACCUCUACGCCGCCUUACAAGGUAUCUGGGAUGAGGAUGAAGACGAAGAGUGGGAACCCCCGGAAUCCCCUCUUCCGUCGCCAGGACACAACAGGACAGCAUCAAGUCAUAAGAUGGAUGAAGAGGCCGUACGACUAGCGUUAACGCGAGUUAGGAGGAAGCUGGAGUCACCGCGGCCAGAACUACUUGCUUUACCCUUGGGAGCUGAGCUUCCUCCAGACUUACGUACAGAGAUAGAGUCAGUGAAUAAGAAAAUUAUGAAUAAGAAAGCGAAAGGCCUUCUAGGAAGGACAGUGGAACCAGAAACUCAAAGAGACAAAAAUCCCGAGGACAAGAAGUCUGUAAGGGAAGCUCGGGAAGGAAGCGGGGGGCCUCAACGAUCAUUACGUCCGCUUCCGUUCCAACAAGCUCGGGAAGCACGAGGGAGGACUAGAAGGUGGAGAACACCGGGAGCACCGAGUGGAUCACAAAUAGGAUUUCGGACACAACAACCCACUCCCGAAGCACAGGGGAGAGCUCGGGGAUGGAGGAGGCGGGAUACACCAAACCGCCCGGGUUCCUCAUCCCAAUAAGCUAAAGUCAACAUAAUAAUAAUAAUAAUAAUUAUAAUAAUACUAACAGGAGACCCUUCCUUGCAAGGAUCAGCGUCAUAUAAGAUCGCCCGGGAGCCUCCCCACGGCUCAAUAUCCGGACGAAGAAACUCUGUCUGCUUCGGAACACCGAAACGAAAAUUUUUCUUGUUCAAAAAAAAACAAAAAAAAAAACAAAAAAAACUAAGAACAAAUUUUUAUAUAUAU